Molecule: messenger RNA, 2406 nt
Organism: Sycon ciliatum
Lineage: Eukaryota; Metazoa; Porifera; Calcarea; Leucosolenida; Sycettidae
Product: pre-mRNA-splicing regulator WTAP-like
Exons: 6
Coding region: 167-1720 (517 amino acids)
Biological process (GO): regulation of alternative mRNA splicing, via spliceosome
Cellular component (GO): nucleus
Source: RefSeq, a predicted model, not a curated record
AAAAGCAAUUUUUUGAUUUUUUGUGCGGUCAAAGCGUAUCCUCGAAGCUCGUAUUGAAGUGAUUUCUGGCUUCCUUCUUCAUUUCUUGAUCUUAGUUUGCUACUUGUAGGCAAUUGUACAGUUGGUGAACUUGAGGAAUAGAUUAUCCGUGAAGAAGAUAGACGUGAUGGCGGAAAAAAGCGAUGAGCGGGUGUCCAGUGACGAACCCCCUGCGAAACGGAUGAAGACUUCAAGGACUACAUCCUCAGAAAAGAUGGAUGGCGAUCAAGAAAGCAAUGUUGAAGAUACGUCACAUGAUGUGCUUGGAAAAGCUGGCUGUCCGCAGCUGCAGCAGGACCCUACACGGCGUGAGAGUGUGCUGGUUAUGAGACUGGCAGCCAAAGAGCAAGAAAUUCAGGAGUUGCUUCCGCAAAUCCACGAACUGAAGGCCUCACAGCUACCGUCCGUACAACAACUGCGCUCGGCAUUGCUCGACCCUGCAGUCAACCUGCUCUUCCAGCGCUUGACAGCCGAACUAAACGAAACGAAAGAGAAGUUGAGUCAGGCGCAGGAUGACAUGAGUGCCUGGAAAUUUACUCCCGACAGCGUGGCCGGUCGCAAGCUCAUGGCUAAGUGUCGUAGUCUCAUCCAAGAGAAUCAGGAGCUUGGCAAACAGCUGUCACAAGGUCGAAUAGCACAGUUGGAGGCUGAACUCGCACUGCAGAAAACCUACAGCGACGAGCUCAAGUCGAGUCAGGAUGAAAUGCAGACAUUUAUCCUGCAACUAGACGAGGAACUAGAAGGCAUGCAAUCGACCAUCAUGAAGCUACAAGAUCAGCUACGCCAGACCAAGCAGCAGCUGGCAGAGGCUGAAGAGAAGAUCGAGAGCGGUGUAGCGGAUGCAGCUGCCAAGGCAUCUGCGGCUGCAGCAGUCAUGACGGUGCUAGAAGCAGUAGCAGAGUCACCAGGGUCUUCUGCAUCUCCUGUGGCUCCUGCCGCAUUGGCCAAGAGCUCUGCUCUGUACGUACAGGAAUCGACCGGUGACGUUAGCCCUGUUGCCACCAUCGCUACUCCAACAGCGAAUUCAGUUGUUGCAGAUGAUCACAGUGCACCCAGUGAGUGCAGCAGUCAAUCUAUUACUGCCGCCGCUACCACUGUCAAUGGAACUGCUCAUCACGUUUCUGCUGGUGUGCCAACUGGCGUGGCAGCUGGUCACACUAUGGCCUCCUCCGCCAUCUCUACUGCUGCCAGUACUACUGAUGCGGCUGUGGCUGCAGGAGCUCUGCCAUCGCCAUUGCCGGCUAUGGCUGCAGACGCCAGUCAUGCCAACAACAGCACUGGUGAUUCUACUCGUCCACAACGUGCAUCUACCAGUGAUGACUUGGAGCAUGGACGUGAUGAUUAUGGCGGUGCUGCACCACCGGGCAUUGAAGUGUUUGACGACUCGUCGUCUCAAUCCGACUGCGAGGAGGACUACCAGGUAUCAAGUGAGCAAAGAACGUUUGAUGGUAAUGAUGGGUACGGUUUUAUACCCCAUUCUCCUGAUGACGCUGCUGCUGAUGAUAGUGAUGCUGAUAGUGCUGCUAGUGCUGCUGACCACUUCAAUGCCAGAACAGACCUCUUUGAUCCUGCUACUGCUGCUUAUGCUAAGUCUGGCCAAGUGCCCGUGCUACCUGCCUUGCUGCAUGUUGGUCAUGCUGCUGCUGCUGAUGAUGAUGAUGAAGAAGACGACUUAAUAUAGCGAGCAAACUGCCGAGUGUAGCAAUGCCAUUUCUUGAAGUUCCCAUCAUAACGUGUCAGGAUGACUUUUUGCACUCUUGGUGGUGCUGCUUUAGACCGUCUUUUAGCCGUUGCCAAAUUUGUUUUCUAGGCUUUCAAACUUCUUGUAUACACUAGGUGUGCGAGCAGAUUGUUCUGUUGUAGGUAUUCAUUCGCUACAUGUCCCCGGUACUGUCACUCAUCCCGUGUACUCUCGGGUGUGUGUGUGUGUGUGUGUGCGUGCAUGCGUGUGUGUGUUCUUCCUUCACAUCUAUUGCCACGUCAUGACAUUAAUUUUCUUAGCAGACCCCGUAGGCCGAUUCUCGUAGCAGUUGACUUGCAGUGAGCACGCAAGAACUGCAUCACCUGUGCAUCCUGGACGAAUGCUUUCGUGUUUUGAUUGAGUUGAUAUCUCACUGGUAUCAAAAUCUGAAGUUCAAACAAUACUAAUAAUACUGAUAAUGAUAUUACUAAGGAUGCUCACUGUACUUUGUACAUCCCAUUGCUCCUCCUGUCAUGUACCUGCAUUGCCUGCAUUGCCUACUGGCUACUUUCCAAGUACACGUGCAUGCAGUUUUUUUCUUUUUCUUUUUAUUUGUUCAAGUACUUCUUUCAGCUCUGGAAGAUUGCUGUUGUCUUGAACGGAACAAGAAACGAGUCAUUACCACA